Rhizophagus irregularis DAOM 181602=DAOM 197198 is the source of this 376-nucleotide messenger RNA. RefSeq lists its product as uncharacterized. Lineage: Eukaryota; Fungi; Glomeromycota; Glomeromycetes; Glomerales; Glomeraceae. The record is from RefSeq and is a predicted model, not a curated record.
CCUUAAUAGAAUUGAACUUAUACUAAGAAAGUUACUUUAUUUGAUCUUUUACAUAAAUAAUGAAUGAUCAAGAAAAUAAAAACUACGAAAAUAAUACGUACUCAAGAGAAGCUAAAAAAAAAGCUUUAACACAUCUCGAAAAUUUUGUACGCGAAGAUGAUUCUGCAAAAUAUGUUAUUGAUCCAAAAAAUGUUGUUUGUAGAAAGAAUGAUAAUGCUGAUAAAGUUAGUUGUUUAAAAUUAAAUGAAUUAGAUGAAAAAGAAAUUUUUUCUCAAAUGCAAAAAUUAGGUUUUUAUUGUGCUUUAACCCAAGAUCCAAAUAAUAUUGGAUUGGAAUGUAAUAAAGUACAAUAAAGUACAAUAAAGUACAACUGAUA